This is a messenger RNA of Pangasianodon hypophthalmus (striped catfish), 1590 nucleotides long. RefSeq names its product ADP-ribosylation factor-like 6 (gene arl6). The coding region runs from base 287 to 847 and encodes 186 amino acids. Lineage: Eukaryota; Metazoa; Chordata; Actinopteri; Siluriformes; Pangasiidae. Gene Ontology annotation, molecular function: GTPase activity; GTP binding. The transcript has 8 exons. Gene Ontology annotation, cellular component: axoneme; cytoplasm. Gene Ontology annotation, biological process: cilium assembly; vesicle-mediated transport; intracellular protein transport. The record is from RefSeq and is a predicted model, not a curated record.
GACCACACGACUGUGCGCGCGUGCGCAUUUCCGCUCUGGUCACUAAGCAACGCCGUGUCAACCUCCAAACCUGAAACAGCGCCUUGUGUUAAAGCUUCAUAGAUGUUAAAUAUCGCUGGCUGUAACCACUAAUAUGUGGUGUUAAUGUGUUUACAUGCUGUUAUUUUGACAUGAGAUUUCAUUAUUUACAGCGCAGACUAGCGUGAACUGCAGCUAUAACUGCGCCAAACCAGUAGAAAAAACAAGAGUCGCUGCCACCUAAAAAAAAAAAAAAAAAAAAAAUCCAAUGGGGCUCUUCGACAAGCUGGCGGGAUGGCUGGGCCUGAAGAAGAAGGAGGUGAACGUGCUUUGUUUGGGUUUGGACAACAGCGGAAAGACCACCAUCAUCAAUCAGCUGAAGCCGUCCAACGCUCAAGCACAAGACAUCGUCCCCACUAUUGGAUUCAGCAUAGAGAAAUUCAAGACGUCAAGUCUGUCGUUCACAGUGUUUGACAUGUCAGGCCAGGGCAGGUAUAGAAACCUAUGGGAGCACUAUUACAAGGAAGGACAGGCCAUCAUAUUUGUCAUUGACAGCAGUGAUAAGCUGCGAAUGGUGGUCGCCAAAGAAGAGCUUGAUACUCUCCUUAACCAUCCUGAUGUCAAACACAGGAGGAUCCCCAUCCUGUUCUUUGCUAAUAAAAUGGAUCUAAGAGACGCUCUGUCCUCAGUGAAGGUCUCUCAGCUCCUCUGCCUGGAGAACAUCAAAGAUAAACCGUGGCACAUCUGUGCCAGUAACGCUGUCCAGGGGGAGGGUCUACAGGAGGGAGUCGACUGGCUGCAAGAUCAGAUCCGAACCAUGAGAACAUGAAACGCUCGUAGAAUCCCGAGAAAAAACACCAUGUCGCCGAUUCCACUUCACAAACCAAAUCUCCUUCACAGGGCACGCUGAGCCGUCUGUUCAGGAAGCUCAGGGUUUGGGAGUGUGAGAUGCUUUGAUUCUGUUGCACCUUUAUAGAUCGUUUGUGUUGAAAAUAGCCAGCAGAUUAGGUCAGUUUCACUAGUUGUACUAGUGUGUAUAAAAUAUAAUAAAUGUGCACAUAAACACAUUAUACCUCAGCUAAAAGCUGGCAAAGGUUUUACAUAUUUUUUUCAGGAAACCAAGCAAAACAGUCCACAAACUUAUUAUUUCAUUUAUUUAUUAUGUCACAUCAGAUUAAUGUCAUUGUUUCAGAGCAGGGAAAUAUUUACAAGUUACUAUAAGAGGUUUAGGAGGUAUUUCAUUCCGAUUAUUGUAUGAUCGUUAAUGUGUUUUUUUUUUUUUGUUUUUUUUUAAGUGACUGAUGUAGCAUUGUAAAGAACUUUCCAAGAGGUUUUGCUGGUGUGUAGAUAUCAUGUAAUAUUGGCUUACCAGACAUUUCAAAGUUUUAUUUAAUCACUGCUUUACUUAAUUUUAUAAUUCCAACCACAAAAAGACACUAAAAGAUUAUUUACAGUGUGUUGCAUAUAAACUCAGCUGUCCUGCAUGCUUUAAAAAAAUGUAGUUUUCUACUCAUUUUCUGUUUCAAAUCUGUCUUAUACUGUAAUUUAAAGAGUAAACGGUCUAUAAGUAAA